Molecule: messenger RNA, 510 nt
Organism: Perkinsus marinus ATCC 50983
Lineage: Eukaryota; Perkinsozoa; Perkinsida; Perkinsidae
Exons: 6
Coding region: 1-510 (169 amino acids)
Source: RefSeq, a predicted model, not a curated record
AUGGAUGAUCCGUCUACCAAUCACUUCGAGGAUAUGGAGCGUGAUCGCUUGGAGGCUGCCCAGCCAUCACAAGAUGGGCAGUCAACGACAUGCCGGCUGGUGUGUUGUGGUGAUGAUGAAGAACAACCUCCCAUGGCUGACGAAAAGCAAAAUGUUGACAUCGUAAUGCUCUCUCGUGCGGCAGCAUGUUCGAGGAGGCCCAUGAUGGCCUCUAUGGUGACACGUCGUUGGAAGUACACCCCAAGCUUUGAAAGAGGUCUCAACCCAGAGUUGACCUCGGGGGACUACGGUGACAUGCCCAAGCCUCAACCGCUUAUCGACUUCUUCACUCAAAAUCGCAACCCAUGGUUCGGAUUUGCCAUGUUCUGUGGCUUCAACUUCUUAUGGUGGGCUUUCUUCGGAGCCUGGCAAAUCCGUCCCCUGUGGGCAUCUCAGAGGAAGAGUCUGGCGGAGGCUGAUCGUCUCUACGGCCCCACUAAAUAUGGAGUUGGCAAGAAGUACAUCAACUAG